AUGAUGGAUGUUUCAGUGAAUUCUGACUACAGUGGGUUGCCAGCGGAGAAUACUAUUGAGAUACCACUACGAGGAGGAGAUGAAGUUAUAGAACUAGAUACGGAUCAGUUACCUGAUGGUGAAGAAGUUCUUAACAUACUCAAUCAAGAGAAGGCCCCCUUGCAAAUUUGGAUUAAUGUUGCUAUCGCUUAUUACAAAAAGAAAUUGUAUGAUGAUUUUGAAAAAGUCCUUGAAGAAGCUUAUCGUAAUGCUGCUGACCUACAACCAUAUCAUGAUAGUGACUUAGUUCGAUUGUUGGAUAUGCUUGCGAACUAUUACGGUCGGAAGGCUUAUAAAGAAAAAAGUAAGGAUAAAAAGAAUCAAUUGAUUGCUCAUGCCACUAGACUUUUCACUUCUGCUGAUAGAAUUGAUAUGUAUGAUCAAAAACAUUUAUUGGGACGAGCUUUCUUCUUUAUAUAUGAAGGUGAAAAUUGGAGUCAAGCUGAUAGUCAAUUAAAUUUUGUAUUGAAUCAAGGUGCUCCAAGUGUACCAGCUUAUUUAGGCAAAGCAUGUAUUGCAUUCAAUAAAAAAGAAUACAGAAAUGCAUUAGGAUUUUAUCGUAAAGCAUUACGUUUACAACCAAAUUGUCCAGCAACUGUUCGUCUUGGCAUGGGUCAUUGUUUCUUUAAGCUUGGUAAUAUGGAGAAAGCACGUUUAGCAUUUCAAAGAGCUUUAGAUUUAGAUUCAGAAUGUAUAGGUGCUUUGGUUGGACUUGCUGUGUUGGAUUUAAAUGAGAAAACUCAAGAAUCAAUUAAACAAGGAGUUCAGAAGUUAUCUCGAGCAUAUAAUCUUGAUCCAACUAAUCCUAUGGUAUUGAAUCAUUUAGCAGAUCAUUUUUUUUAUAAAAAAGAAUAUGCAAAAGUUCAUCGAUUAGCAUUACAUGCUUUUUAUAAUACAGAAACUGAAUCUAUGCGUGCUGAAAGUUGUUAUCAAAUGGCUCGUGCAUUUCAUAUGCAAGAAAAUUAUGAUAAUGCAUUCCAAUAUUAUUAUUUAGCUACACAACUUGCUUCAUCAACAUUUAUUCUACCUUUCUAUGGUCUUGGUCAAAUGUAUUUACAUCGAAAUGAUCUGGAACAUGCUGCUAUGUCAUUUGAACGUGUACUAAAAGAUAAUCCUAAUAAUUAUGAAACAUUAAAAAUACUUGGCAGUUUAUAUGCUCAAUCGAAUAAACCUGAUAAAAGAGCACAAUCGAAACAGUUAUUUAAGCAAGUAACUGAAAGUCAACCUGAAGAUGUAGAAGCAUGGAUUGAAUAUGCUCAACUGUUAGAAAACAAUGUAAAUGAAGCUUUAGAGGCAUAUUCAAAAGCAUUGACAAUUUUACAAAAUAUCCAAUUAGAUAUUGCUCCAGAAAUAUUGAACAACAUAGCUACUCUUCAUUUUAUGAAAGGUGAAUAUGACAAAUCGUCUGAAUUUUUCACACGUGCAUAUGAUCGUAUUCUUGAAGAGCAGAGACAUGAAGAAAAUGAAUCUGCUGAUACCACUGGUGGUGGUACUAUCUCAUCCAAUGAUGAUUAUUAUCAUGGGCUAGGUGUUACUGUUCGUUAUAAUCAAGCAAGACUUCAUGAAGCUCAAGGUAGAUCUGAUUUAGCUGAAGAAAUUUAUAAGAGUAUUCUACUUCGACAUCCAAGCUACAUUGAAUGUUAUAUUCGUUUGGGUUGUAUUGCACGUGAUCGAGGACAAAUUCGUGAUGCUUCAAUUUGGUUCAAGGAAGCUUUAGAUGUGGAUCAGGAUAAUCCAGAUGCUUGGAGUUUAAUUGGAUUGCUCCAUUUAAGUAAGAAUGAAGUAGAACAAGCUCAAAAGAAAUUUGAUCGAGUUAUUAGACAACCAGCAUACAGAGCAGAUGCUUUUGCACGUAUUUGUUUAGGCAAUAUCUGGCUUACCACUUUACAUCAUCCUAUCAGAGAUAAAGAUAAGCGUAAAAGACAUCAGGAUCGAGCUUUAUCUUUUUACAAGGCUGUUUUAUGCGCUGAUCCACGAAAUAUUUGGGCUGCUCAUGGUAUUGGUUGUGUUCUUGCGCAUAAAGGAUUUGUUAAUGAAGCACGUGAUGUAUUUGCACAAGUUCGAGAAGCCACUGCUGACUUCCCAGAUGUAUGGAUUAAUAUUGCACAUAUUUAUGUAGAACAAAAACAGUACACUGCUGCUAUACAAAUGUAUGAAAAUUGUAUCAAGAAAUUUUCUAGGCAGAAUAAUACAGAAUUGUUACAGUAUUUAGCCAGAGCUCAUUUUAAAGCUGGUCAAUUAAAAGAAUGUAAAACUAUGCUAUUGAAGGCUCGACAUGUUAAACCAUGGGAUCCUAUACUCACAUUCAAUUUGGCUUUUGUUCAAAAAAGACUAGCAGUUACUGUAUUACAAGAUGAAACUAGUAGUUUUUCAUCUGUUUGCGAAGCGAUAGCUGAUUUAAAUAUGGCUAGAUGUACAUUUAAUCAUUUAUCAAAAUUGAAUGAAGUCUUAAAUCAAGCUAUGGCGACUGAUGAAGCUCGUAUUUGUCAAGAUUUACUAAGUCAAGCUAAAUAUCACCUUGAUAGAGCUAAAUCACGUGAAGAACAAGAACGUGUUGUUCGAAAACGUCAGGAAGAGGAACGUGAAGCACAACGCAGACGUCAAAUGGAAUUACAACAACAGGCUGAACAAAUGAGAAUCGAUCGUGAACGACGGUUAGAAGAAGAACGUGGGCGUUUCUUAGAGAAGGCUAAACAGAUAAUAAUUGAACCGGUUUCAGAGGAAAAGAAAUCACGUCGUUCUGGUGGUGGUAGUCGAAAACGAGAUGACUUCAUUGCUUCUGGUGAUGAAGAAAGCAAUGAUAGUUCUGGUGAAGCUAUUGAUCGUUCAGAAAACCCUGAUGAAAGUCAACCGAAACAGAAAAAAGCUCACAAACGUCAUAGUUCAGACUCGAAGAAUGAUGGUGGUAGUGCACUGCGUAAAAAAUCUCGAUUAUCAAGUUCACGCGAUGAUGGAUUAUCAGCUAAACAACGAAUGAAAGUUGUCAGCAAAGCUAUUGUCUCAGAUUCAAGUGAUAGUUCAAGCAGCAGUGAUGAUGAAGAGGAACAUAUUUAGAAAACUAAGGUAUCCAAUGAUCAAACAUUAGGUGAACAGUCGUGUCUAACAUCCACAGUUUUCAAGCUCCAAAACAAAAUAUAUAUGGACAAACAGAAGAAGUGGCAAUGGAAUUACCUAUAUCUCAAAUCGUAGAAGAAAUAUUCAUGGUCAGUUGGAAACAGUUGGCUUUUCGGAUGUUCAAUCCUACUUCUAAGAUAUAGAGGAUGACACAUUUAUCGUGUUGAAGUCAGAACAUAUCGACAGUUUCUUCACAUAUAUAAACUCACUCGUGGGUGGAAUUUAGUUCAUUAACGACUCAGAAAAUUAACAAGAACUAAGUGUGCUGGAUUGCAAAGUAAAUUGAAGAACACGAGAUGGUUUAGAUGCUACAUUCAUACGGAAACAAUACACUGAGAGGUAUCUCGACUUUAGGUCAUCUCUCAUUUAAUAUCAGUUAAACUGGGUUUAUAUAAUAAUACCGUUAGAAGAUUAACUAGUGAAUCGAAAGGAAUCAAUAAUUACCCUUUUGAGUUUGUUGAGAAACUUGUAAUUGAUAAGAAACGAAGUAGUAUUAGUAAUUAUGGAUGGUAAAAACAAUACAGAUAGAAGAGAGUUUAAGGCAUUUAUCAUGUUAUCAGAUAAAGAAGGAACAUUAGAAACUU
Messenger RNA from Heterobilharzia americana, 3737 nucleotides. NCBI's taxonomy places the organism in Eukaryota, Metazoa, Platyhelminthes, Trematoda, Strigeidida, Schistosomatidae. The record is from the annotation of a GenBank genome assembly.